Messenger RNA from Choloepus didactylus (southern two-toed sloth), 1037 nucleotides. RefSeq names its product syntaxin 10 (gene STX10). The record is from RefSeq and is a predicted model, not a curated record. Gene Ontology annotation, biological process: intracellular protein transport; vesicle fusion; Golgi vesicle transport. The transcript has 8 exons. Gene Ontology annotation, cellular component: endomembrane system; synaptic vesicle membrane; SNARE complex. NCBI's taxonomy places the organism in Eukaryota, Metazoa, Chordata, Mammalia, Pilosa, Megalonychidae. Gene Ontology annotation, molecular function: SNARE binding; SNAP receptor activity. Bases 1 to 750 code for a protein of 249 amino acids.
AUGUCUCUCGAAGACCCGUUUUUUGUCGUCCGAGGCGAGGUGCAGAAGGCGGUGAACGCGGCCCGCGGGCUGUACCAGCGCUGGGGCGAGCUCCUGCAGGAGGGCGCGGCGGGGGGCCGCGAGGAGCUGGACUGGACCACCAAUGAGCUGCGGAAUGGCCUGCGCAGCAUCGAGUGGGACCUGGAGGACCUGGAGGAGACCAUUGGCAUCGUGGAGGCCAACCCGGGCAAGUUCAAGCUCCCGGCCGGGGACCUGCAGGAGAGGAAGGUGUUCGUGGAGCGGAUGCGGGAGGCCGUCCAGGAAAUGAAGGACCAUAUGGUCAAGCCGACAGCCAUGGCCUUCCUGGAGAGAAGUGACAGAGAGUUGCUGGCGGGCAACGGGGCUGCCCAGAAGCCCCCCAGUGACCUGCUGGAUGCCAGCGUGGUCUCAGCCACUUCACGCUACAUCGAGGAGCAGCAGGCCACACAGCAGCUGAUCCUGGACCAUCAGGACCAGCAGCUUGAGAUGGUGUCCGGAAGCAUCCGGAUCCUGAAACACAUGUCUGGCCGUGUCGGGGAGGAGCUGGACGAACAGGGCAUCGUGCUGGAUGCUUUUGCUCAGGAGAUGGAUCACACCCAGUCCCGGAUGGAUGGGGUCCUCAGGAGGAUGGCCAAAGCCUCCCACAUGACGAGCGACCGCCGGCAGUGGUGUGCCAUCGUGGUUCUGCUGGCGGUUCUCCUCCUGGUUCUCAUCCUGCUCUUUGUUCUCUGACCCUGGCCGUCCCAUCUGCACCUUCGGGGAGCUGCUCAGCAAUUUAAUAACCGGGCGGGCCCUGACCCCUGGGUGGAGGGGGGCGCCCCUGGGGAGCCGCCCCGGAGCUCUCAGGGCCAGGGCGGGGGCUCCCCCCCGGCCAUCCUGCCCCAAGUGCACUUAGGGGCGCUUGAAUGACGGAUUUACUCGCUCAUCCCCGUCCCAGCUCUACUUCCUGUGUACCCCCCGUCAUUCGCCCGGGUGCCUUCUACAUGUGCCAAGCUGGAAAUAAAAUCCCAGCCUUUUUA